AUGGGCGCACAGAGUGACGUGUCUGUACACAAGAACGAGAUCAACUCAUCAGAGAAUAGCCCAGUAGAAGUCAAGCACUUAGAGGAUGCAGCGGCUCAGGAUGGCAACCUUGUCUACGACGGCGAUGAGGAGCCUGAAAUUCACAUGCGGACGUGGAUAGCGUUGGCCGCGAUGUUUCUGUUGAAUUAUGUUCAAGUCAUCGCCCUUCAAGGCCCUCCAGCAGUGCUCUCGUACAUCGGCAAGAGCCUCAAUGGUACCCAAGCGGAGACUUGGGUGCCUAACUCCUUAUCACUCGUGCAAGCAGUUGUGUCUCCUUUGAUCGCGUCGGCCUCCGAUACUUUCCAAGCCAGGAAGACCAUCUUGGUUGGGAGCUCACUUGUCUCAUUCGUUGGGGCAGCUAUCGCACCUGGAUCGAAAGACAUAUACAGGCUCAUUGCUUCUCAGGUUUUGAUUGGAUUUGGUUUCGCGUCAGUACCACUCGCAUACUGUGUUCCGAGCGAGAUCUUGCCUAGGAAAUGGAGGCCAAUGGCUCAAGCUGGCAUCAACAUUGCCGCGGCUUUAGGAGCUAUCUCGGGCCCUUUAAUGAUCGGAGCCUUGACAAGAGGGGACAUUGAGAACGGAUGGCGCAAGUUUUACUGGAUUCAGAUGGCUGCUUGGGGACUGACCGCUAUCGGCAUUUUCACCGGAUACAAGCCACCUAAAAGACAUACACGACUUGAUCACUUGACCUUCUAUCAGAAGUUGGGACAGCUCGAUCUUCCUGGCUUCGGUCUCUUGACUACUGGGCUUGCCCUCUUUUUGACUGGCCUCAAUCUCGGAGGUGGCCUUUAUACCUGGACGAACAGUCGUGUUCUGGGCACGCUCGUCGCUGGUCUAGUCAUCCUUGUCGGCUUCGGGACCUAUGAGUGGAAGGUGACCAAGUCUGGCAUUCUGAACCACGAACUCUUCCGUGGUGGCAAAUCUGCUGGUCGCACUUUCGCUCUUUGCAUUUUUCUCAUCUUCAUCGAAGGCGUGUUACUGUUCUCUUACAUUGUUUUCUAUCCUGUCAUGAGUUCAAAUCUCUUUGAGACUGAUCCGUUCCUGCUAACAGCUCGUUCACAACCUUUUUGGGUAGGUUGCUUAGUUACUACAGUCCUAUGGGGCUACUGGAGCACACGCUUUCGAACCAUCAGAUCGCCUCUCUUUGCCGGAUUUUUACUUUUUACUGCCGGAAUGGUCGGAAUAGCCACCAUUGAGCCAAGUGACAAUUUCAGUUCACUCGCUUUCGCAGCUCUUGCUGGGGCUGGAUUUGGUGCACCUCUAAUCUUGAUUAUCACAGGAGUACAACUGUCGACUCCUCACCAUUUAAUUGCAACAGCUACAGCAGUAACGACCUCAUCUCGAGCUGUUGCGGCCACAAUAUUUACUGCAAUAUACGCUGCAGCUUUCUCACAGCGUAUUCAGGACAAGCUACCAGCUUAUAUCGCUGCUGCGGCGCAAAGUGCUGGCCUUCCAGCCGCAUCACUUGAUGCUUUUCUUAGUGCUUUCAUGGCCAACGAUCAACGAGCUUUGACACAAGUCCCAGGGUUCUCGCCGUCCGUUGCUAUAGCAGCUCUCGAGGCAACGAAGCAGGCCUUUGCAGAUUCACUGAGGGUUAUUUACAUCAUUGCUGCCCCAUUCGGGAUAGUCGCCUGCGUGCUUUGCCUUUUCCUAGGUGAUUUGAAAAAGACUAUGAACUACCAUGUGGAUGCACCUGUGGAGGAUCUUCACGCGAAGAGUCAAGGAGCGUUCUCAGAGUCUACAGUCAAACCUGUUGUGGGAGUAUGA
This is a messenger RNA of Lithohypha guttulata, 1806 nucleotides long. RefSeq lists its product as uncharacterized. Gene Ontology annotation, molecular function: transmembrane transporter activity. NCBI's taxonomy places the organism in Eukaryota, Fungi, Ascomycota, Eurotiomycetes, Chaetothyriales, Trichomeriaceae. The record is from RefSeq and is a predicted model, not a curated record. The coding region runs from base 1 to 1806 and encodes 601 amino acids. The transcript is spliced from 5 exons. Gene Ontology annotation, cellular component: plasma membrane. Gene Ontology annotation, biological process: transmembrane transport.